Cornus florida is the source of this 1263-nucleotide messenger RNA. RefSeq names its product protein ULTRAPETALA 1-like. Gene Ontology annotation, cellular component: nucleus; cytosol. The transcript has 4 exons. NCBI's taxonomy places the organism in Eukaryota, Viridiplantae, Streptophyta, Magnoliopsida, Cornales, Cornaceae. The coding region runs from base 267 to 986 and encodes 239 amino acids. Gene Ontology annotation, molecular function: DNA binding. The record is from RefSeq and is a predicted model, not a curated record.
UAACCACGCUUUCCCCAUUCACCCCCCAUGUCUAAAACGCCCAUCAACAACCCCUUCACUCACCCCACGACAUUUGUUUCCAACCCUUCCGUCAGCUCAUUUAUUCAACACCAUCACCAAACCCGGCCAACCCCUUUCUCUCUCUAACCCCUUUCUCUCUCUAACUCCUCCUCCUUUUCAACGUUUUCUCCACCAGAUCGAGAUCGCGUGCUUGGUCAGACUUCCCUUCCUUUCUCCUUUCUCGAGGUUGGUUUUAGAGAGAGAAAAUGGAGACGAGGGUGGAGCGAGAGAGCGGUGCCGAGGCUGCUUUCAUGUUCGGUGAUGAAGAGGUGAGAGAGAUAAGUGGGUUGAAGAGAGGCGAUGAUUAUGUAGAGGUGACGUGUGGGUGUACGAGCCAUAAAUAUGGUGAUGCUGUUGGGAGGCUUAGGGUUUUCUCUAGUGGCGAUCUCCAAAUCAGCUGUGAAUGCACCCCUGGUUGUCAGGAAGACAAGUUGACCCCCGCUGCAUUUGAGAAGCAUUCUGGAAGAGAAACUGCUAGGAAAUGGAAGAAUAAUGUUUGGGUCAUUGUUAAUGGGGAGAAGGUUCCAUUGUUAAAGACGGCACUGCUCAAGUAUUACAAUCAAGCAUCAAAAAGUGCCAAUGGUUACCACAGAUCCCAUAAUGGACGUGUUUGUCAUCAUGAUGAGUUUGUUCGCUGCACUAGGUGUAACAAAGAGCGCAGGUUCCGUCUCCGCACUAAAGAGGAAUGUCGGAUUUAUCAUGAUGCUUUGGCAGAUGCGAAUUGGAAAUGCGAUGAUAUGCCACAUGACAAAAUAACAUGUGAUGAUGAUGAAGAGCGAGCAAGUCGCAAGGUGUAUAGGGGCUGCUCCCGAUCUCCAACAUGCAAAGGUUGCACUUCCUGCGUGUGUUUUGGAUGUGAAAUCUGUCGUUUUUCAGACUGCAGCUGCCAGACUUGCAUUGAUUUCACAAGGAAUGUGAAAACUUGAGUCUCCAAAAUAUUGUUUUUAGUCACAAGUUUCCUAAUAUUUUUGGGUGGGUUAUUUUCUCAUCAAAAAUAGGGUAGUUUCUCUGUUUCCAUUAUUAAUUUAUUUUCACCCAUUCUGCACUUAAAAAUAUAACUUCAGUGGUAGUACUCUUUUCCUUACCUUCAACUUGAAUUUUUAUCCCGGAAUCACAAUUUCUCGUGUUCUUGUUGACUUGUAUAGAACUAGCCAGCGAUUCAUUCUCUUCAUUUAGCAGCAAAUGUGUUCAACUCUUUUUCUU